This is a messenger RNA of Botrytis cinerea B05.10, 1613 nucleotides long. RefSeq lists its product as hypothetical. Lineage: Eukaryota; Fungi; Ascomycota; Leotiomycetes; Helotiales; Sclerotiniaceae. The coding region runs from base 205 to 1338 and encodes 377 amino acids. The record is from RefSeq and is a predicted model, not a curated record. The transcript is spliced from 2 exons.
GGUUCUCUGUUGGGUUUCUCUCAUAGAGCGUAUAUAAGGUUCUAUGGCCCUUCCAUAGUUGUGGACAUUUAUCCAGACCCUGAAUUUGUUCAUCACUAUAUUCAGAAACUUUAUCUUCUCAGACUUAUCCUACUUCUUCUUUUUAUCGGCACACAAACAACUUGAGAUUAUUUAACAUUUCCUAGAAUACUUAUCACAACUAAAAUGACAACGAAAGUGGAGUUGUCAUUCCAAGAAUCCUCAACUGUCAUGGGAAUUAAAUCUGUUGUUAAUAACCUUGAACAAGCUAUAACUCAGAAAAUGGAUAUCCUUAUGCUUUUGAACCCUCCGGAUACUGAAGCAAAAUCAGAGGAACACUCUGAUACCGACAUAACUGAUUCGAAAAUGGAUAUUGACAUUCAACACCAGCCUUCGACCUAUGUACAAGAGGUAUUCAGCGAACAUUCUUCAGAAUAUUUAUUCCAAUAUCAAGCCAGGCUCGAAAGAACCGAAGCUCAAAAUCAUGCUUGUCUCAAUACUACACGAAGUGGAAGAACACAACUUCCUCCGGCCCCUAUUCAUAGGCGUCCCAUGUCCUUCAAUCCGAUCAACAUCCCCCGGCAAAGAUUCACGAACCCCUAUCCUUUACCCCCAAUCUAUUCUCUUCCCGAUGACAAAUAUUACUCUCAACCUUCAACUCAUUGUCACCGUCAUGACCGCCACCAUCAUGAUCGCCAUCAGCUCCCCCGUCGUCGUCACUCCCAGCCGGUCACUUUAUCUGACAAGAAGAAGCCUCGGAGCAACAAGGCCUACUCGACUGAAGAGGUCGAUUUCAUUCGGUACCACAAAGAAGACUUGAACAAGCAUUGGCCUGAGGUUCUACUGUGCUUCAGACAGCACUUCAGAGAAUAUCAAAGAGAGUCAGAGCAAUGUCUUUCAUCGAGAUACUACAGGGAUAACAACAUCAAGAUGUACGAUGAAAGCGGCAGGGAAAUGCGAGAUGAGAAUGGAAGGACUAGAUAUAUCUCAGCCAAGGUUCGAAGAAGAGGAACCCCAGCAGGAAGAUUAGAAGGAAUACCAUACACUCUUGUGCAAAAGCAUCCAGAGAGAGCCAUGAAAUAUUCUUGGGUCUCGGAACAUCACAGGGUUGAAAUGAAAAGAUUAGCAGAAAUUAUGGCUGAUCAAGACCGAGAAAUAUUUAACUCGUUGAGAGCUCAGCAGUUGAGAAAGGAUGAAUUAGAAGGUGGCGCGGUUGAUACCACAUCAGAAUCCGUAGAAGAGUCCAUGGAUGAAUUCAGUGGUUAUGAAGGCUCACCGUCACCAUCCACCACUAAAUCUUCCCCUCGACAUUCCCCUUGAGUCAUUUUCUCGUUCAAUCAUCUGUUUUAUAUAAGCCUCUGGGGGAUUUAAAAGCCAGCGGUGUGUUCUCGAAAAGGUUUUUGGGUUUUGGGUCAUCUGCUUUUCACGAUGUUGGUUCUUGUUUUGUCAUUUAUUACAUCUGGUGUAUUGGUAUGCUUUACUGCGUGUUUAAAGUUGGGAACAUGGAUUGAUUCCCACGCACAUCAUGGUAUAAUGUUAGAUUUCUGCUAUUUGGUACAAAUUUAUGACAACGAAAUGACUUUAAUGAUUAGACA